GACAAGAUGCUGCGCACCCCUAAAUGCUCGCGGUGCCGGAACCAUGGCUUCCUGGUGGCAGUCAAGGGCCAUGCGGGCAACUGUCGUUGGAAGCAGUGCACUUGCGAGAAGUGCUACCUUAUCACUGAACGCCAGAAGAUCAUGGCCGCUCAAAAGAUGCUCAGGAAGCAGGCCUCGGACGAGGAUCAGGAACGAGCCCCCCGGGCCGAAGCCAUCGCCCCAGCUGCCAGCCUCCGUCCACCUCCUCCGCCUGCCAGUUCGGGAGACGCGGAGCCGGGCCCUGAGGACCGUGCGGCCACCUACGUGCUGGAAAGACCACCGCGCGGCCCAAGUCCUGGCCCCAGCGCCUUCCAGCCAGUUCCAGCCGGCGGCGGCCACACGGGUGCAAGCGAAGAAGCUGCUGUGGCCGUUCCCAGUUUUGCGGGGCCCCAGCUCGGGGCGGAGGCCGCAGGCACGGGAAGUUCCGGCCACAUGGAGAUGCGUAGGCCCCUGCGGCCCAUUCCCAGCUCGCCAUUCGCCUUCGGGCUCUCUUUGAACAUCAACUCGGAUUCUGUGGUGGGGUCUGAGUACCUGGAGAGAGAUCCUUCCAAGCUGUAUCCCAGCUGCUCCAGCGUGCACCCCUAUCGCCCAUUCCCUUUGGGCUACCAGGAUGUAUCCCCAGGCCUGGGGAUCCCCCUGCAGCAGGGCUUCCGGCAUGUGUCCUACAGCCACUACCAUGGAGGAGGCUCGGUAUCAGAGCCAGGGGAAGACUUCCAGCCAAACUACGCCCCACCGCCAGCUCUGCUGCCGCCGCCGCCGCCCCUGCUGCCGCCGCCGCCACUGUCACCACAGCCCCAGUUCCUCCCACCAGGCUUCCUCUCUGCGAUCCAUUUUCUACCUCCGCUGCCACCGCCGCCACCACCUGCACCUUUCUCACUGGUCAUCCAUUCUGAUACGGACCAGGAGACCACUGAUGACCAGGAUGCAGAGGUGCCACAGGAGCCCAACCAGCCAUCGUCUCAGGAGCAGUCCGACUAG
Messenger RNA from Pteronotus mesoamericanus, 1017 nucleotides. It is a transcript of the gene DMRTB1, whose product is annotated as DMRT like family B with proline rich C-terminal 1. The record is from RefSeq and is a predicted model, not a curated record. NCBI's taxonomy places the organism in Eukaryota, Metazoa, Chordata, Mammalia, Chiroptera, Mormoopidae. Gene Ontology annotation, biological process: regulation of transcription by RNA polymerase II; germ cell development; sex differentiation. Gene Ontology annotation, molecular function: DNA-binding transcription factor activity, RNA polymerase II-specific; RNA polymerase II cis-regulatory region sequence-specific DNA binding. The transcript is spliced from 4 exons. Gene Ontology annotation, cellular component: nucleus. Bases 7 to 1017 code for a protein of 336 amino acids.